Messenger RNA from Aspergillus terreus NIH2624, 420 nucleotides. RefSeq lists its product as uncharacterized. The transcript has 4 exons. Bases 1 to 420 code for a protein of 139 amino acids. The record is from RefSeq and is a predicted model, not a curated record. NCBI's taxonomy places the organism in Eukaryota, Fungi, Ascomycota, Eurotiomycetes, Eurotiales, Aspergillaceae.
AUGACAUCCAAGCUUAAGGACAAGACUCUUUCGCUAAGAAGCCAAAGAUCAUGCCCUUCAGCCCGCGAAAGCCCUCUACCUCCGCCGCCCGCCCAGCGGUCCCUCCUCGAGAAGGAGCGGGUGCCCCUCCUCAAAGAGGAGGUAGAGCGGAUCCGCAAUGAGGACCACAAUCAAGUGUACCGCGAGCUGGGCCUGAACAUCGACCUGGAUAAAGCCCCCCAGUCUGGUCCUGCCGCUGCGGAGCAGACCCAGGAGGUAAAAGAACGGAGAAAGAACCUGAAGGCUGAAAAGCGCGCCAUCAAGGAAGAAAUUCAGGAGUUAGAGGAGAGAGUAGAGAGGUUCAGCUCGGCCACUAAGGGCUGUGAGGAGGACUACAAGAUAUUCUACAGCAGCCAACAGAGUGGCUAUUACAGCAAUUGA